AUGGUUUUGUUCGAGCUUACGACAAAGACUAUGUACAUUAUUGUAAUAGUCAGUUUAGUGAUAGUGAAGUUUUGCAUCACGUUUACUAUAGUGGCGUGGAUCAGAACCAGACCGAAGGCAUUCAUUUCCAACGUGAUCGAUGACGCAUUAUCGACGUCCAUGUCAACUGUAGUGCUGUUUCGAAAUGAUUCAAGAUCUCGGAUGGAGAUCCUGGACGAGAUGAAAGAAGUGUUAUCUUCGCAAGGGCCAAAAGACCUAAGCGAAAUUGUAUUUGAAGACACCUUCAAUAUUGAGUUUCUAAAAUAUUUGGAAGAUUGUGAACUUGAAAUCAGACGAAUAGACAGUAAAUGUGGGAAGAGACCGGCGUUCAAGGCAAAUAAUGCAGCAAAUAAUUCAAAUUGGGCAGCAUUUGAGGGAUUUAUCUACGAAUGUCUUGGUUUGAAUCGUGAAAAUAAUCUCUUCCCCGACGCUAACGCCUUCUCCAAAGUUGAAUCCCUCAUUCAAAUGCAUCGCAGUGGUGAAAAUAUGUCAGAAUGGUUUGAAGAAAAUAAGAAGGAAAUUUAUUCGCUAUACGAUAAGACGUACAGUUUCAUUGUUGGUGUGAAUGAGUAUCAUGACCAGGAAUCGUUGAGAACGAAGCAGGGGUUUCUUAUGACUAGCAUCACGAAUGCUCUGUGGGAUCAGUGGGAAGAAUAUGAGAAAAAAAAGCGCAUCGAGAAGAAGUUCAUAGCUUUCUCCAUGCAGGAUUGGUUGCUGAUGGCAUUUCUUCAUUCACUUGGGUGUGGAAAAGAAGCGCUAGGUUCCGCGACCCCAGAUAAUAAUGCCACAAUAUUUAUUAGGUUGUACGAACGGAAGAAUAGACCGUUUGUUAGGAUAUUGUACAAGGAUAAAGUAACGGAUGCUAAAUACGUUACGAAAUGUGUGCGUGGUUGCUCCUUUGAGCCAAAAUACUGUCAUCUUGUUGAGCUCGCCAUGUGCUGCAGAUACUAUGUGACUAGCGAUGCAAAGAAAGCUUGCGAUCCUGGUUCAGUAUGA
Molecule: messenger RNA, 1035 nt
Organism: Necator americanus (New World hookworm)
Lineage: Eukaryota; Metazoa; Nematoda; Chromadorea; Rhabditida; Ancylostomatidae
Exons: 10
Coding region: 1-1035 (344 amino acids)
Source: RefSeq, a predicted model, not a curated record